This is a messenger RNA of Papaver somniferum (opium poppy), 645 nucleotides long. RefSeq lists its product as uncharacterized. Gene Ontology annotation, cellular component: membrane; cytoplasm. The transcript is spliced from 7 exons. Bases 1 to 645 code for a protein of 214 amino acids. NCBI's taxonomy places the organism in Eukaryota, Viridiplantae, Streptophyta, Magnoliopsida, Ranunculales, Papaveraceae. The record is from RefSeq and is a predicted model, not a curated record.
AUGGUCUACUUUAAUUUCCCACUCUCACUGGCUAUUGUCAUUGCUGCAUGGGGUUGGAGUGUGUAUACUUUUGACAAGCACUUGGUUCCUUAUGAGCAUUCUCGCAUCUUAGAUUUAGGAGAACGGACCCCAGGACCUGUCAUUAUGAUGUCUGCAUUAUAUAUGUCCCUCGCUGUGGGGAGUUCAUUGACCAUCUAUUGGGCACUUUUUGCCAUUGGUUUACAUUCAUUAGCAACGGCUGUGCCGCUCUUCCUAUAUAUUGGUGGUUUAUUUUACUGCCUUUAUUCCUUUUGGCCUUCUCGUGAUUUUUUGUGGACUAGAGUAAAGCGUAUUAUCAGGAGGCCGACGCUUGCAGAUAUGUUCUUUGCAGAUAUCUUGACCUCGUUCUCUAAGGAUCUAGCAGACUUAUCAACAGCCGUUUGUUCUAUGCUUUUUGCCUGGGGUUUGUACUCCACCGAUUUGGGUGCCCAUGAAUCUAUAUGUGGCCCUCAUUCAUGGGUAGCAGCAGCACUCUCCGCAUCUCCCUCCGUGUUCCGACUUGUUCAGUGCACAUGGUUGCACUUUUCUCCUCCUACACAAGAAUUGGAAUCUCGUGUCUUAGAAGUGGCACCUCCUCCUACUUGGUUGAGCGGUUGGGCAGCUUAG